Messenger RNA from Carassius auratus (goldfish), 1316 nucleotides. It is a transcript of the gene il13, whose product is annotated as interleukin 13. Lineage: Eukaryota; Metazoa; Chordata; Actinopteri; Cypriniformes; Cyprinidae. Bases 800 to 1213 code for a protein of 137 amino acids. The record is from RefSeq and is a predicted model, not a curated record. The transcript is spliced from 4 exons.
UAUAUCUAGUGUCAGAUUUCCAUGGAACAUGUCCAUAGUUAAAGAGAUGAAAUACAUCUGUGGUUAUUCUGCUAGGACUUAAAUAAAAAAAUUAAAAAAAUAGUUUAGGUACUAAAAUAAACUGAAAAUGUUAUUUAAUUUGAUCACUAAGCAAUAACAUCCAAACAAACAUUUAGUGUGAAUGUUUGACUCAUCAAUGUGUCAUUAGGGGGAUUGCUUGCCACAUAUAUGCAUCUAAAAUAAGCUUUAACAUUUAAGUUCAGUCAAGCAACAUCUUAAAGAAGCAUAUCUUCAAACAUGUUAAACAUUUUAAUGAAUGGACAUUUGCUGCCGUCAUCUGUAUGACUAAUGCAUCUCCAGUGAAUCGAUGCUACUGCAAGUAAAAAAAAAAAACACACAUGCAGAUUUGCUGCAAAAGCUAUCAGUAUUGAUCAUUUAAUUUUGCAGUAUUGAAACUUAUUUGCAAAAGCAAGCAAACAUAGUGAAGAUUUAGCCUUCAGCACCCCAUCUAGAGGUCUGAUACCCAAAAUCAUUAAGAUCUUUCUUGGCAGUUUGUCAGUGUCAGUUCCAGGAAAUCAGGACAAUAUGACAAAUCAUCAACCUCAUCUCAAUCAAGAUAUUUUGUGAGUGCACCGUUACCAGCCAAUGAACGAAGAUUAGCUUACGAUGCAAAAAGGAAGCUUGGUUGUCAAGUCUUGUCUUUCUGAGAGUAUAUAUACACAGCAUUCAGCAGUGGAGGAAUCAGGUCCCUCUAGAUUCAGACAAACAAAGCCUUGAGAAACCCAAGCAGACAGACAAAAUGAAGACUAUACUACUGCUUGCUUUUGCUGUCUUGGUCUCCAGCAUUCCUUUGGAAAAGAGCGAUAAGAAAUUAUUGGGAGAGCUUAUUGAUGAGCUAAACAGUGAAGUGAAAAGAUUGUCAGAGAAUAAGACAAAUGAAACCUACGUGACCGACCUGCAAAUGCAUAACUGUAAGAGUGUGUUUUUCUGCCAGGCCGAACAAGAACUGUUAAAGGAGGUUUCUGGACGGUCUGGUGCCGAAUUUGACCAUUUCCGUACUGACAAGAAACUAAUGAGGAAUUUACACAAGUAUAACCAGCACCAUGUGGAAACCUGCAAACCUGCUCUUAAAGACGAAGAAAUGACUCUGCUUGAUUUCUUGAAAAAUCUCUUGACAUGUGCUAGGCAUGUGAAUGGACAAAAGUCAAAUUAAUUUAUGAAGGAUCAAAAUUAUUAUAUUUUUUUACAUUGUCUGUAGCAGUAUGUAAUUUUGUACCUGAAAUAAAUUUGCAUAAAUAUAUUUUUUCAAUCUUAAA